CCCCUAUUUGAUAGGAACGGUUGUUUACGGUUGGGUCUGCUGUCCCACGAGAGGUUGCCAAGUGCCAUACCUCUUCAACUCUUCUCCUUUUCUUCUUAACAACAACAACACCGAAAAAAUGGCGUAUCAACCAGUUCGUCAUCAGCGCGUAAUAAGCGCAGACAGCCUGACUCCUCUCACAGCGGCCAUAGAGCCUCAAGCAGGGGAUGACAAUCACAACAAUCCCCAGUCUAUCCCAUAUGUAAACAUCAACGACAUGCAAGCCGCUAAUGCCGGCAUUGUUCCUCAACAACCAGACCAGAUACACCCGGUUCAACAGUCUCUAUACGCCGACCAGCAGCAAUUUUAUGACUACCAAUACAACAAUGGCAACUACCAAAGCCCUCCGAUCCAACAAUCCGACAGUAAGCUCUCAGCCAUCUUUUCCAAAAACGGCACCUGGACCUACGAAACCAUCAGCAUGCUGGUCGCCCUGGGCGCCGUCGCCUCCAUCAUCGCCGUCCUAGCCACCUACGACGGCCAACCCCUUCCUUCCUGGCCUCACUGGAUCACUCUCAACGCCGUAAUUGCCAUCCUAGCCACCGUCGCCACAGCCAGCAUGAGUGUCCCGCUAUCAAGCGGGCUGGGACAGCUAAAAUGGAUUCGCUUCAAGCAAGGCCGGGCCCCUCUAAGCGACAUGGAAAUCUACGACGACGCGAGCCGCGGCGCCCUCGGAGCCGUGAACAUGCUCGUCCGCGCGCGGGGCGGAUUCGCGGGUAGUUUUGGUGCCGUGGUGAUGAUCGUUGCGCUGUUUCUCAGCCCUUUUGCUCAGCAGAUCGCUACUUUUCCCACGCGGAUGGUCGAGAACCCGUCCGGAGCAGUCAACUACCGCACCGAAACGUACGGCCUCGCCCUUCACGGCAAGGGAGAGCUCGGCCAGGCUUUUGUUCCCAUCCUGCCCAUCAAGGCGGCCGUGUAUAAAGGUCUCUUCGCCGAGGACGGUAGGCCAUGGAUGGGUUUGCCCUUUCAGUGUUCAACAGGCAACUGCACAUUUCCGCCCAUCGAGACCCUAGGUGUAUGCCAUAAGUGCGUCGACAUGUCCGAGUACAUGACGCGGUACUGCCCUCCUGGUAUUUCUAAUCAAGACAACUGCGGCUGGCAAUUACCUUCGGGCGCCGCCAAACUCAACUCCUCUGAUCACGUCUUCGGCAUGACCUCUCUUUUUCCCGGCUCUGCCACAGGUGACGCUACUUACAGCACCAUCAUGAAACUCAUCUUCAUGGGCACCGAAACCAACGCCACCGGCCCUGGCGUCCUCGCCCCCUGGGCAACACAAUGUUCUCUUACCGUCUGCCUCCAAACUUUGACCUCCAACAUCACCAACGGCUUCCUCCACGAAUCCCAUCUCGGCGAGCCCAUCACCAACGACACAGUCCCCUCUUUGUCCUCCCUCUCCAGCAGCAUCAACGCCCUUGAGCCUCUAACCAUCCAAUCCCCCACCAACUCUUCCCUCACCUACUCCAUGUCCAUGCAAUCCAUCUUGGCCAUGCAAUCCUGGUUUUCCCGAUUAUUCGCCAACGGCACCGCCUCCCGUAACCCCAACUACAUCAACCAGACCAUCUCCAAAUUACCUUCCCUAAACUCCUCCCCCAACGUCGUGGUAAACCUAACGGUCGGCAUCUCCUCAGGCGAAACCUUCUUCGACACCGACAUCGUCCAGGCCUUUUACUGGAACUACUACGAAUACCCCUCCCCUUCGUCCCCACCCAAGGGUCUAGAAAUGCUCAUGUCCGAUCUGGCCGUCGCUCUCACCUCUACUUUUCGAACCCUGACUGCCGUGCCCAUCAACGGCACCUCGCUUAGCUACGAAACAUUUGUUUCCGUGCGGUGGGGCUUCGUGGCGUUGCCUGUCACGGCGGUGAUUCUCGCGGCGGUGUUCUUGGGGUUGGCGGCCUGGGAGACCAAGAGAAGCGGGGCGAGCUUGUGGAAGACGAGCGCGCUGGCCAUGUUGUUCCAUGGCUUGGAUGAGGAUGCGAGGGAACGGUUUGAGGAUUUGAGGAGUUUGGAGGCCAAGAAGAGGGAGAGUAGGUAUGUCAAGGUUAGGUUGAGUACCUCUAGCAAUGGAACACUGAACGGAAGUGUCCAGCUGGGCAUCGACAUCUGA
Messenger RNA from Neurospora tetrasperma FGSC 2508, 2143 nucleotides. RefSeq lists its product as uncharacterized. The record is from RefSeq and is a predicted model, not a curated record. Bases 119 to 2143 code for a protein of 674 amino acids. Lineage: Eukaryota; Fungi; Ascomycota; Sordariomycetes; Sordariales; Sordariaceae. The transcript is spliced from 3 exons.